Messenger RNA from Cuscuta europaea, 821 nucleotides. The record is from the annotation of a GenBank genome assembly. Lineage: Eukaryota; Viridiplantae; Streptophyta; Magnoliopsida; Solanales; Convolvulaceae.
ACCAAACCACACUAUCGUUCACCACUAUUGCAAAUAUAAACCUUCCUCUGCCACUCUUCUACUAGGUCGUCAAAAGUAAUGGCCCAGAACCAGAGCUCCGCCUCUCCCGAGAUUUCUGAGCCAACGCUCAAGAUUCCGAAGCUUGACCAUCACCAAAAUGGCGCUGUUUCCGGAUCCCCGUAUUUCCGGGUCAAGAAGCUGUCGGAGAAAGCCGUUUUGCCUUCCAGAGGCUCACCCCUCUCAGUCGGCUACGAUCUCUCCAGUGCUGCGGAGGCGAAGGUUCCCGCCAGGGGAAAGUCUCUGAUUCCGACCGAUCUCAGCAUCGCCGUCUCUCCAGGAACCUAUGCUCGUAUAGCGCCCCGAUCUGGACUGGCAUGGAAGAACUCAAUAGACGUGGGAGCGGGCGUGAUUGAUGCGGAUUACAGAGGACCUGUUGGGGUGAUAUUGUUCAACCAUUCCGAAAUCGAUUUUGAGGUUAAGGUUGGUGACAGAAUUGCGCAGCUCAUCAUCGAGCGAAUUGCAACGCCGGAGGUGGAGGAGGUUGAGGACCUUGAUUCCACCGUGAGAGGCUCCGGCGGCUUUGGUUCCACCGGGGUUUGACUUCCCAAUCAGCCCCCACCGGAUAAUCUUGUUAGGGUUGUAGUUUAGGACUUAAUGGUGCUUUUGUUCUUUUUGUCCAUGAAAGUAUGAAGUAAAAUGACUUUUAGUAUAAUGCUUUGAUUUCUGACAUUUAAAUUUGAAGUGUUAAAUCGUACCGGAAGUAUGAGUAUUUAUUUAGAAAUUGUCCUAAACAUGAGUAAAAACGUUUUUAAAUUCCAAAA